AGAGAGGAAAGUGCCAUAUGACUUACAGUUACAUACAGUGGGGUUCAAACGCGUGUUUAAAAUAGUAUACUUGUGUAAGCUGCUGAAUUGUGAUGUCCAGCAUGAUUUCAGUGAGAUGUCAACUCCCUUCAAAAUAUUUAAACAGACUCACACUGGAUGUUUUGGACCGCAUUGUGUUAUUUAUUUAUGUUGUUAUUUGAUAAACUAUCAAGCUUAAUUUACAAACAGAACUAGAUAAAGCCGAGAACGCGGAGUAAACGGGUUGUUUUGCAAAUGCAUUUGACACUCUCUCGCCUGCUUCCAGCCGUGAAGCGCACGCCUGUGAUGACGUGGUGCGCAACAUUUCGGUGACGUUCUCACUGUUGUUGGCGCGGUAAACACUGGCGAAGUUCUAAGCAGCUUUGCAUAAAACAGCAGCCCUGUUAAUCUCGGCGAUUCGGCGAGGCCUUUAUCGCAAUGCGCUCGGAAACCGCGUGAAACGUCGUCCGAACCGGGCCUGCACGUCGACGCCUCGAUCGAUGCGAAGCCGAGUUUGGGUUCGUGCUCGGCUGCUUCGACCAUCAUGUUAGUGAAUGCAACGCGCGGCUUCCUGUGGUCGGACAUGGAGACCCGAGCGCUGCUCAAUAUCUGGGGCGAGCACGACGUGCAGACGGCGCUGGACGGAAACUUUCGCAACAGCCACGUUUAUCGAGACGUCGCGAACCGUUUGUGCGAACUGGGCUUCGAUAGGACGCCAGACCAGUGCAGGAUACGGGUUAAGAGCUUAAAGAGGCAGUAUUUCCAAGCGAAGGAGGGAUCCAGGAAAAAUGGGCAGUACCACAAGAUGUGCAAGUUCUACGACGAGAUGGAGAGGAUUUUGAGCAAUAGAUCCUUUGUAGAGAGGCAGGAUAUUGAUAGUGUUGCCAUUGGGGGAGAUGAGACGAUGGAUGAAGAUGCUGAGAGUACUGAACUAUUGCACGAGACUCACAUGGAUGGCAGUGGUGAAUCCUCCUUUAUGGAGCAUCCAGUCAAAACUGAGUAUCCGUCCUGCCCCAUUCCGGUGACAGUGGGAGGCAUGAGUUCAUUUCCAGCCAAACAGAGCAGCUUACCGAAGACCAAUCCUCCCGCCACCUCCUCCAGCAGGCCACGGAGAACCAAGAAGCGCUUCGCCAACAUGUCGCUGGAGAAGCUGAUGGAGAAGUUCCUGGAGCAGAGCAUGGAGGCUGAAGACAACUUCUACCGGCUCGAGGAGCAGCGUCUUCAGGUGGAGGAUAAGCGCAGGGAGGAGGAACAUUCCAGAGAGUUACAGAUGCUGCAGAUGUUGGGGCAGAUUUUUGCUAGCAUCCGCACGCCCUCUCCAGCACCGACAGCCACUCCGCAGCCCUCUUUUAUCCCACAGACUAACCUCACCGUACCCCUCGCUCGUCCCUCUUUGGGAAAUCGUAACCAUCCGCCUGCCUUGAUUGACUUUGCCAGUCACAGCCAAGCAGCUGGCCCAGGUCUGCUCAUGGAAGAGGGUGAUUUUCAAUUCAUAGAGCGCUCUUUUUCCCUGGGCAGUUCGGGAAUGGAUAAUGUCAUUCCUCUCGUAAGAAACACAAUUCCUCCGCUGACAUCCAAAAAGCACAAGGGUCAGGAUGGACGCAUUGGGAUCAUUGGAGGAUGUCAAGAGUACACAGGAGCACCUUUCUUUGCAGCUAUUUCUGCUUUAAAAGUAGGAGCUGAUCUCUCUCAUGUCUUCUGCACCAAAGAUGCAGCUCCAGUCAUCAAGUCCUACAGUCCUGAACUCAUCGUCCAUCCAGUGCUAGACAGUCCCAAUGCUGUGGAGGAGAUUGAGAAAUGGUUGCCCAGGCUUCACAGUGUGGUUGUGGGACCGGGACUGGGAAGGGAGGACAUGCUUCUGAAGAAUGCUAAGGAGAUUAUUGAGAGGUCAAAACUCAGAGGAAUACCAGUCAUCAUUGAUGCUGAUGGACUUUGGUUAGUGGCAAAAGAGCCAUCAGUCAUUCAAGGCUAUCAGAGAGGCAUCCUCACACCCAACUUCAUGGAGUUCACUCGUCUGUAUGAGGCCAUGCAUCACGAGCCUCUAGACAGCAGCGACCACAAGAGAAGUGCACAGCAGCUGAGCAUCGCCCUGGGUCACCUGACCCUGGUUUUGAAGGGGGAGGAGGACAUUAUUACAGAUGGAAAGAACAUUCUGACCUGUAGUCAGGAGGGCAGUGGACGGCGUUGUGGAGGACAGGGGGACCUGCUGUCCGGGUCUCUAGGAGCCUUCGCCCACUGGGCCUUCAGCUCACCUUCAGAUGCAACUAAAGGCAUGAAUCCCUCUCUGGUAGCUGCAUUCGGUGCUACGUCUUUGACAAGGCAAUGUAAUCGCCAGGCCUUCCACAAACACGGCAGAUCAACCACCACCUCUGACAUGAUCCAGGAGAUCAACAGCGCUUUCAAGAAGCUUUUCGAAAGCUAAACUACAUCUCUCUCUGUGUGUGAGUGUGUGUGUGUUCAUUCAUCUUUCCAAGUCAUCAUAAAGACUAAAAGUCUGCAUCUCGAUGAUACUCGUAUAUGAUAAACUUGACGUACAUUGUUAAGCAUCCUUUUUUCCCUUUCCUUUUUUAUUUUCAAGUGCCUCUUGUAGUUCUGCAAUACAGUAUCAAGAACUUGUCCAACUUGUCCACCUUCAUGUCUGUGUGGUGGCUUUCUGUAAAAUCCUCCACCGUUCUGUUUAUUUAGUUUUUUCAUGUAUGUCUAUAGAUGUGCGUUCCGUUCGCAGUUGUCUAGAUUUGUAUAUGAUAACCCACUACCAGAUGGUUUUAACACCGUCCCUUUCUGAAUGAAUUGCCGUCUCACUACAAGCUGCAGUUUAUUUAUUGGGUUGCUUGAAAAUGUUUCACUUUCAAGUAUUCAAAAUCUAGCUUUAUAGUGGAUGUUGUCCUCACAUUAAACUGUUUAACAUCUUAUUUUUCCGUCAAUAACUCCCUCUAUUUAGUAUGUGCAGCAAAGUACAAAUAAUUGAAAGUGACUGUCACUUUUAGAUAUAGUUUGUUAUUCUGCGUAUUAAACUAACAUGGAAGUUUUAUUUA
Messenger RNA from Danio rerio (zebrafish), 3053 nucleotides. It is a transcript of the gene naxd, whose product is annotated as NAD(P)HX dehydratase. Gene Ontology annotation, biological process: nicotinamide nucleotide metabolic process. NCBI's taxonomy places the organism in Eukaryota, Metazoa, Chordata, Actinopteri, Cypriniformes, Danionidae. The record is from RefSeq and is marked provisional. Gene Ontology annotation, molecular function: hydro-lyase activity; ATP-dependent NAD(P)H-hydrate dehydratase activity.